Messenger RNA from Anolis sagrei ordinatus, 2040 nucleotides. It is a transcript of the gene HAO1, whose product is annotated as hydroxyacid oxidase 1. Gene Ontology annotation, cellular component: peroxisome. Gene Ontology annotation, molecular function: FMN binding; oxidoreductase activity. Gene Ontology annotation, biological process: fatty acid alpha-oxidation. Lineage: Eukaryota; Metazoa; Chordata; Lepidosauria; Squamata; Anolidae. The record is from RefSeq and is a predicted model, not a curated record.
AUUUGGUUGCUUGCUUUAAAAAAAGAAGGUAAAAGUACCUGAACUUUGCUUUAAUUUAAUGAUUAACAAUCAGUAAAUGAGGCAGUCAGGACAAUCCAAGAAGUGAAAGAAAGCAAUAUAACUUGCUUGCUUAUAAGUAUGCCGGAAAAACCAAUUUGCAUUGCUGACUUUGAACAGUAUGCCAAGACAUUUCUUCGAAAAUCUGUGUAUGAUUAUUACAAGUCCGGGGCUGAUGAACAGCAAACAUUAGCUGAAAAUGUAGCUGCCUUUUCAAGAUUAAAAUUAUACCCCCGGAUGCUGAAGGAUGUGUCUUCCUUGGACCUGUCAACUUCAGUCUUGGGACAGAGAGUCAGCAUGCCAAUAUGUGUUGCAGCAACUGCCAUGCAGUGCAUGGCUCAUGAAGAUGGGGAAAUUGCUACUGUUAGAGCUUGCAGAUCGAUGGGGACAGGAAUGAUGUUGAGUUCAUGGGCCACAUCAUCAAUAGAAGAAGUUGCUCAAGCAGCCCCAGAGGCAGUUCGAUGGUUGCAGCUCUAUAUCUAUAAGGAUCGGGAGGUCACCAAAUCUUUGGUGCGGCGUGCAGAGAAAACUGGAUACAAAGGCAUCUUUGUGACUGUGGACACACCAUUUCUUGGGAAGCGCUUAGACGAUGUACGCAAUAAGUUUCAGCUCCCACCACAUCUCAGGAUGAAAAACUUUGAAACGAAUGAUUUGGCAUUUUCAUCUGAAAAAGGAUAUGGUGAAAACAGUGGCCUGUCUGUUUAUGUUGCGGAAGCCAUUGAUCCCUCAAUUAACUGGGAGGAUAUGAAGUGGCUCAGAGGACUGACUUCACUACCCAUUGUUGCUAAAGGGAUCAUCAGAGCGGAUGAUGCUAGAGAAGCAGUGAAGCAUGGUGUUAAUGGAAUUCUAGUGUCAAACCACGGUGCACGUCAGUUGGAUGGGGUUCCAGCUACUAUUGAGAUCCUACCUGAAAUAAUAGAAGCCGUGGAAGGAAAAAUUGAGGUAUUCCUUGAUGGUGGCAUACGAAAGGGCACAGAUGUCCUCAAGGCUCUUGCCAUUGGAGCUAAAGCUGUGUUCGUAGGAAGACCUAUCCUCUGGGGACUUGCCUAUCAGGGUGAGCAAGGUGUGAAGGAGGUUCUUCAGAUGUUGAAAGAAGAAUUCCACCUAGCAAUGGCUCUCUCUGGCUGUCAGAGUGUGGAAGCAAUAGACAGAACAUUGGUUCGGAGAGACCAGUGGGCUGCCUCCAAGAUGUAGAUGCGUUUUCUGCGUCACCUCAACCUGUCAAAUAGAUUGGUUAUCACUUGUCAGUUCUUACAACCCCCCCCCCCCCAAAAUCAGGGUUGGGGUGUGUGCGUGCAAAGUGAAAUUAAGCCUCCAAACUGGUUUUUAUCUGGUUCAAAAUGAAAAGCUCUUCUGCUUAAGCUAUGAAACUUAAGAUUCCUUUUACAAAUGUACCAAAUGUGUCAAGCUAUCGUUUUAACAUUGAGAGGAAAUGGGAUAAGAAGAUGUUAGAAAUAUUUAGACAGGUGAGUCAAUGUCCUUUCAUCCAUGUUUAGCCAUCCUAAGUGAUAAAAUAUGUUGCCCAAAUAAGAAGCUGAAUUGCUCCCAGUUAGGGUAUUAUACAAGUCGUCACUUUCCAAUGCUGUAAGUGUUCGGAUGGAAUGAGAUUUACUGAGCUGUACUUAUACAAAUAUUAGCAAUGCUGCUUUGAAGCUGUUGACUCACAUGACUGGGAGCACUUGAGCUUUUUAAAAAAGUAAGCCCAUGGUGGGAAAGCACAUUAUGUUGAAAGAACAGCUGAAAUCUGAAGUCCAAGGAUACCUCUUUGAUAUUGCCUGCAAUAUUUAAUCAUACUCUGGUUUCUGAACGUAGCAAUCUGGCAUCAUGGAUACCUUUGGCAGCGGAGUACUGGAAAAGAAAAUUAAGUUUACAGAGGUUGGACAGCUGAGGCAGUGGGAAAUAGAGGAGUGUAAAAUGGUUUUUAAAUUUGUGUACACACAGCUAUACAAACUGAUUAAACCAACUCAUGAAGUCAUCCUGGAA